Chelonia mydas (Green sea turtle) is the source of this 174-nucleotide messenger RNA. Its product is annotated as amelogenin, X isoform-like. The annotation marks the transcript as partial. The transcript has 3 exons. The record is from RefSeq and is a predicted model, not a curated record. Lineage: Eukaryota; Metazoa; Chordata; Testudines; Cheloniidae.
AUGCAGCCUCUUCCCCUGGGUGCCCACCCCCUUCCUCCCAUCCAGCCCCCUGCUCCCUGACACCCUCUUCCUCCUAUCCAAUUCUUGCUCCCCACCCACACCUGCUUCCUCCCAUUCAGCCCCCUGCCUCCCAUCCAGCCCCCCAUCCCCACCCCCCUUCCUCCUAUCCAGCCC